Monomorium pharaonis (pharaoh ant) is the source of this 669-nucleotide messenger RNA. RefSeq lists its product as uncharacterized. The coding region runs from base 1 to 669 and encodes 222 amino acids. Gene Ontology annotation, molecular function: nucleic acid binding. The record is from RefSeq and is a predicted model, not a curated record. The transcript has 2 exons. NCBI's taxonomy places the organism in Eukaryota, Metazoa, Arthropoda, Insecta, Hymenoptera, Formicidae.
AUGGGCGACCUCCCGCGAGACAGAGUUAAUCCAGCGCAGCCCUUCAUGCACACCGGAGUGGACUACGCUGGGCCCGUUUUUAUUCAAACCAGUAGAAGUCGAGGCCAUUCCAAGGCUUUGCACAUCGAAGUGGUGUCAGAUUACACGGCCGAUUCGUUCCUAGCCACACUCCGAAGAUUUACGUCCUGCCAAGGCUUGUGCACCGACCUUUACUCCGACUGCGGCACCAAUUUCAUUGGCGCAGACAAGCAGCUCAGGGAUUUCUUCCGCGCCUCGUCCUCAGCCAGCCUCACCAGCCUUGCUAGCGCUAUUUCCAAUGACAACAUCCGAUGGCACUUCAACCCACCGUCUGCACCGCACUUCGGCGGUCUCUGGGAGGCUACGGUAAAGUCAACUAAGCACCACCUGCGACGUGUCAUCGGCGACUCAACCCUUAUCUACGAGGAAAUGAGCACAUUCUUAACGCAAGUGGAGACUUGCUUGAAUUCCAGGCCGCUUCAUCCACUCUUCGACGACCCCGACGACGUGUCCGCGCUCACUCCAGGUCACCUGCUGAUCGGCAGUACGCUAAUUGCCAUCUCGGAACCUUCGCUCACCAAGACAGUCGAGUCUUCCCUGUCUCGCUGGCAGCAUCUGCAAAAAAUGCGCGAUCACUUUUGGCAGCGGUAG